AUGGCUUUGUUUCUCAUUCUUUUCCGGAACAGCUUUGUGUUCCCGCUCUGUUCCGUUUGUGGUUUGGAACAAAAAAGUGUCGCGGAACAAAGUCCUGGCAUGGAAAAACAUUCAAUAAAUUUGCUGUUAGUUAACGAGAUAUUCAUCAAAGUCAAGAACAGAGUUGGGAUAUAUUUCAAUUCAAAUCUUUUGAGUGACGUAUGUGUCAAAAUGUCAAUAAGACAAACCAUGACAAUGAAUGGUUCAAAACAUCAGAAGUUUGUUUCUUAUUUAAUUAUGAAGAAACAUGAUAAUUAA
Messenger RNA from Clunio marinus, 297 nucleotides. The record is from the annotation of a GenBank genome assembly. Lineage: Eukaryota; Metazoa; Arthropoda; Insecta; Diptera; Chironomidae.